UUUGUGUUAAUAAGAUGGAUGUUUGUAAUAUUUCAACAUAUGAGCAACUUCCUCCAGAGGAGCAGCUUGUAUUUAUUGAAAGCUUACUUCGUGUUAGCAAGCCAGAAGUCAAAUACAGAUUUCUAAGAAGAGUUCAAGAAAUUACAAAGUAUGAUAUAAUUAGUGACCUUCCACAAGAAAUUGUUGACAAAAUUCUUUUAUUGUUAGACUUAAAUACUCUAUUAAAGUGCAGACAAGUAUGUUUUUUAUGGGCAAAUAAAGUUCACAAAUGUGAUGAAGUUUGGUUGAAUUUUGUUAAAAUGUACUCAAUUGAUCCACAUGCAUUUUUUAUGCCACCAAAGCAAUCUAAUAUAAAUUCUAAACCUGAUUCUGCAAACAUGCAAGUGAUUGGUGAGCGUCUUUUUAUUUUGUCAUUGAGACCAAAUCAAAACUUUUUGAAUUCCUUAAACAGUAUGGCCUACACAUAUAUAAUGGGGCGCAAGCUCUUAGUAAAUUUAAAGAAUCAUGCUUGCUUUCAACUGAUAAUUGAUCAUGAUUCUCGUGGCAGUAAUGUAUCUAUGGCAAUGGAUUCUCAAAUAGUUGUUUACGCUCGUGAAGACCGCCAUAUUGUUGUAAAAUACAGUAAUUUUCCCCAUAAAAAAAUAUGCAUAUUUGAAGCUCAUCAGUGUGUUGAUUUAAAAAUACAUGGCGAUUUUUUGAUAACUGCUGGUUAUGACCGUACAAUUAAGAUUUGGUAUUGGAAAAAUGGUCAUAUGGUUGCAUCUUUAGAAGGUUCCAUAAAACCAGUGUACAGCAUUGAUAUCGCAGAUAACAUGUUAUUUUCUUCUGAUGGCAGACAUGUUAUUACAUGGAACAUGCAAACUUUUACCAUGUUGGUCAAAACGCUUUGUUUUGAAAAUGGUCACAUACAAGAAGUAAAAGUUGUAAACCCUUCAUUGAGCAAUCUCUGUAAAUGUUAUGAUAAUUACAUCCUGAUUACGCGCUCCAAUAGACAGCUGAAGGUAUGGCAAUGCAUGAAGUCGGGGGCUCUUUCUUUUCUUAAUGAUUUAGUUAUUCCCAAUUGCGAAGUGAAUAGUUUUCAGCCGUUUAUUUGUGUUCACAGAGAUGUUAUUGCAUGCUCUUCAGAACACGGUGUUUGUUUAUGGAGCUUGAUUGACUUUAAGCUGAUAAGAUGCAUUCCGCCGAAACUUUGUCAUCCAUGUGCUUUUAAUCAACUUAUUUCAUCCAAACAACCGACAAAUUGCCGUGUCAUUUUGCUUUACUACUCGCACAAUCUCACGAUGCAAUAUUUAGUUCAUAAAAACAAGUUUCAGAUGGCUGGAGUUCAAGAAAAAACUAGGUUAAAAGUAAACUGGAAAUUUCCGUCUGAUGAAAAAUGGCCUUGGUCUCAUCGUAAACCUGGAAUGGCUUGCUCAAUAUUAAAUGCAGAAAAUGGACUCACGACUAAUGUAAAAGUCUCCAUGUUUGUUGCUACUCAGGCAAAAAAAAUUUACUGCACUUUUUUUGAUGCGUCAGAUUUUGACUAUACUGUUAUAGAUGCUUCAAACAUAAAACUGUAAUUUAGUA
Hydra vulgaris (swiftwater hydra) is the source of this 1566-nucleotide messenger RNA. The record is from RefSeq and is a predicted model, not a curated record. NCBI's taxonomy places the organism in Eukaryota, Metazoa, Cnidaria, Hydrozoa, Anthoathecata, Hydridae.